UGCUGAAAUCCUCAAAUCUCAUUGUCUCCAUAAAAAUUCUCUGAAAUCUCCAUUUAGCAUUCAAAAUGUCAGGAAGAGGAAAGGGCGGCAAGGGAUUGGGAAAGGGAGGAGCGAAGCGCCACCGUAAGGUCCUCCGUGAUAACAUCCAGGGAAUCACGAAGCCUGCAAUUCGUCGUUUGGCUCGAAGGGGAGGAGUCAAGCGUAUAAGCGGCUUAAUAUACGAGGAAACCCGUGGUGUUUUGAAGAUCUUCUUGGAGAACGUGAUUCGGGAUGCCGUCACCUACACCGAACACGCGAGGAGAAAGACUGUUACUGCUAUGGAUGUGGUUUAUGCGCUGAAGAGGCAGGGCAGGACUUUGUACGGGUUUGGGGGUUAGAUGAUUUAGGGUUUAGGCUUCUACAAUGGGAGUGAU
Hibiscus syriacus is the source of this 413-nucleotide messenger RNA. Its product is annotated as histone H4. Bases 66 to 377 code for a protein of 103 amino acids. NCBI's taxonomy places the organism in Eukaryota, Viridiplantae, Streptophyta, Magnoliopsida, Malvales, Malvaceae. Gene Ontology annotation, molecular function: protein heterodimerization activity; DNA binding; structural constituent of chromatin. The record is from RefSeq and is a predicted model, not a curated record. Gene Ontology annotation, biological process: nucleosome assembly. Gene Ontology annotation, cellular component: nucleosome. The transcript has 3 exons.